UUUUCGAGACAGCCUUCCCCGUGGGAGGGCUGGCGGCCGUGCGCAUCUUCUCGAGCCACUCGCUACGCGUGUGUCUGCUGGGAAGACGGCUUCAGGGAGUCUCGUGGGGGGCUUCCUUUCGAGGAACGGCCCGAUCCCAAAUGGCUCACAAGGAAGUCCCACGAAUGUCAGGAGGACUUCCAGCUAAAGCGCGUAGCUUGGGGAUUCUCAAAUUUGGAUCCCCAGAUGUUGUGGGAGUUGCAGACGUCCACCAACAUCUGGGGACCCAUGUUUAAGAGUCCUGUUCGCUGGGUGGCUGUGCCUCUUCUAUCGGACUGAAACCCGGCCUGUUGUGCAACCACCUUCUCAAAUCUCUGAAGAAGAGGGAGAUUUUGUUAACAAGUGGAUUCACUCGACCGGUUCUGUCUGUGGUUUCCCUCUCAGCGAUCUCCCACCCACAUCAGUGAUUGCAAUAGCUGCUAACUACAGCCUUGGUCGCUCAUGCCCUAUUGAUUUCUCACUUGAUGGUUCGCUGCUGACUGAAUGUGUCUCCAUGAAAGAGCAUUGUAUGGUUAAUUUGUCCUCCCUGCACACUGCAACACUCCUUCCACCUCCCUUAUAUGUGUGUGCUUGCUCAUGAGAUCCUUAAGGGGACAACUUUGUAAGGGCUUCUGGGGACAGCCCUCUGUCUGUAACUUAGCUUGGGGGAAAGUGGCUGAGAUGCAUAAUAGUGGGUCUCAGGAGGGUUCCUUGGGAUCAGGGACUAUGCUGGAUUUGGUCUCCAGUUGCCUGUUGCUAACCUAGAUAGACCCUUGACCACAUAUAGCAGGGCCUUAGAGAUCCUCUUUUAGAUAAUCCAGUUUCACUGCAUUUACAUUUUUAAAAAUCAGUAUUGCAAUGCACUUAUACAAAACUAAGGUGCAGCAGCAUUUGGAAUGUUUUCUACAGUUCUGAUUGCCCCAUCUAAAGAAGGGCAUUGAUGGACUGGGAAAAGUGCAGAAAAGGGCAACUGGAUGCAUGGAGGCACGCCACUGCCAUGUGGGCAGCUUGCUAAAAGGGGUAUUAGGAACAUAGGAAACUGCCAUAUACUGAGUCAGACCAUUGGUCUAUCUAGCUCAGUAUUGUCUUCACAGACUGGCAGCGCUUCUCCAAGGUUACAGGCAGGAAUCUCUCUCAGCCCUGUCUUGGAGAAGCCAGGGAAGGAACUUGAAACCUUCUGCUCUUCCCAGAGCGGCUCCAUCCCCUGAGGGGACUAUCUUGCAGUGCUCACACAUCAAGUCUCCCAUUCAUAUGAGCCCCUGGUGGUGCAGUGGUAAAACUGCCGCCCUGUAACCAGAAAGUUACAAGUUCAAUCCUGACUAGGGGCUCAAGGCUGACUCAGCCUUCCAUCCUUCCGAGGUCGGUAAAAUGAGUACCCAGAAUGUUGGGGGCAAUAUGCUAAAUCAUUGUAAACCGCUUAGAGAGCUUCGGCUAUAAAGCGGUAUAUAAAUGUAAGUGCUAUUGCUAUUGCUAUUGCUAUAUGCAACCAGGGCAGACCCUGCUUAGCUAUGGGGACAAGUCAUGCUUGCUACCACAAGACCAGCACCUCCUCUCCAGCUCUCCUAUUAUAGCGCACACUAUGGGUUGCAUCAAAUGGGGCAAGCAGUGGUGUCGGUCAACAUGCUGUGUGCGGAUAUUGGUGUUAACUUAACUGAUCCUGUGUUCAGAGGCUUAUAUAGAGGUACUCAAAAACAUCAAGAUGACUUCUUGGAUGUAGUGGACAGAGCGGUCAAAACUGGUGUUAAAAAGUUUAUGAUUACGGGUGGAAAUUUGCAAGACAGUAAAGAUGCACUGCAACUGGCACAAACAAAUGGCAUGUUUUACAGUACGGUUGGCUGCCAUCCUACCCGCUGUGGAGAAUUUGAACAGGGUAACCCUGACCAAUACUUAUCAGAGUUACAAGGUCUGGCUGAGAAAAAUAAAGGGAAGGUCAUAGCCGUUGGGGAGUGUGGCCUGGAUUUUGACAGAUUACAGUUCUGCCCCAAAGAUACACAGCUCAAAUAUUUUGAAAAACAAUUUGAUCUAUCUGAGCAAACAAAAUUACCAAUGUUUCUGCACUGUAGGAAUUCACAUCCAGAAUUCAUAGAUAUCAUGAGACGAAACAGAGAGAGGUGUGUGGGUGGCGUGGUACACUCUUUUGAUGGCACCAAAGAAGAAGCAGCAGCUCUCAUUGAGUUGGAUCUGUAUAUAGGAAUAAAUGGUUGUUCACUGAAAACAGAAGCCAACUUAGAAGCAGUGAGGUCUAUUCCCAAUGAAAGAUUAAUGCUAGAGACAGAUGCUCCAUGGUGCGGAGUGAAGAAUACUCAUGCUGGCUCAAAAUAUGUUAAGACCACAUUCCCUACCAAAAAGAAAUGGGAAUCGGGAUACUGCCUGAAGGACCGAAAUGAACCUUGUCAUAUAAUCCAAAUACUGGAAAUACUAGCAGCAGUACGUGAAGAAGAUCCACUUGAACUGGCAAACACGACAUAUAACAACAGUAUUAAAAUCUUCUUUCCAGAUAUGUAAGGUGUCCUAUCUUAUGAUAAAGCCUGUUAAUUCUACAUGAAUUUAAAAAAAUAAAACAUUAAAAUCUAUCAACUUUGAAACCA
Hemicordylus capensis (graceful crag lizard) is the source of this 2606-nucleotide messenger RNA. RefSeq names its product TatD DNase domain containing 1 (gene TATDN1). Gene Ontology annotation, cellular component: cytosol. Gene Ontology annotation, molecular function: 3'-5'-DNA exonuclease activity. The transcript has 12 exons. The record is from RefSeq and is a predicted model, not a curated record. Lineage: Eukaryota; Metazoa; Chordata; Lepidosauria; Squamata; Cordylidae. The coding region runs from base 1540 to 2523 and encodes 327 amino acids.